Molecule: messenger RNA, 906 nt
Organism: Tetrapisispora phaffii CBS 4417
Lineage: Eukaryota; Fungi; Ascomycota; Saccharomycetes; Saccharomycetales; Saccharomycetaceae
Exons: 1
Coding region: 1-906 (301 amino acids)
Source: RefSeq, a predicted model, not a curated record
AUGGAAGUCGAGAAAAAGCCAAACAGAGGCCAAAGACCCGCGCGUAAGUUUGAUGUUUCUUUCACUGUUAUAAAAUGUGACACAAUUAAUGAGCUUUACGAGAGUAUUGUGAUUGCGGGUGACGGUAGUAGUCGGCUCACGAUCUUGGGUCAACAGUUAAAAGAACUAGCUGAUUACACUAGAUCCAAUGCACCUGCAUUACUUGCAAUUGGCAACGAUGAUGUCAAUACAUUAUACGUCUCUUCACCCUUUGGAAUGUCUAAAUGUAAAAAUAAGGUUUAUGAUAGAAAUUGUAAAACUAAGAAAAUAGAUUUUGAAAAGCUCGACCAACAAAUACAAGAACGUUACUGGGUCGAACCAUUAAGGAGAAAAACAAACACUCCGAAGAGAAUGUUUGAUAGGAGGUUUGCCGAUGGCACAGAUCAUUUGAAUCCUAUUAAAUCGGUAGAAUAUCUUCCUCUGUAUCGGGACGAUUAUACCCCUGUUAUAUUUCUCAAAUGCAGUUAUGAGAAUGCCAAGAGGACUGCCAAACUCGUGGCAAUUGAAAGAAAACAAUGGGAUGAUGAUAUUUAUCUAAAAUUCUCUCCACACAUAUUUUAUUCGUAUUUGAAAUAUCCUAUUCAAUUUGUAACAUCUGAAAUUGAUGGUUCUGAAUAUUCUCAACUGGAACUCUGCGGUGUACCAAAUCGAAACAUUUCUAUUGCUAUGUUUGAUUAUAUGAGGGAUCGCCAUUUGGAAUUCAUGGGCUAUAAAUUAGUAAAUCAUCAGGGGGGUUCGGAUGUUAUAUUAAUAGAACCAGUAGAGCGUAGGAAAGAUGAUGAUCCGCAUGAGAGUAUUGAAGAAGCUCCUCCAUCCUAUGAUACUAUUUCUAGAUGUAUCCAUACAAGAAGAUCAAAUGGUAUGUAG